Molecule: messenger RNA, 684 nt
Organism: Zea mays
Lineage: Eukaryota; Viridiplantae; Streptophyta; Magnoliopsida; Poales; Poaceae
Exons: 2
Coding region: 128-397 (89 amino acids)
Source: RefSeq, marked validated
CCCGGUCUAGUUAUCGAUCGAGGGGAACGAAGCAAGACAAGAGGGAGACCGAGGAGGCCUAGCCGCCUAGGGUAGUCCCGUCCGGUCUCCCGCGGCCAGCGACGGACUGCCUGGCGCCGGCGAAUCGAUGGGCUACUGGUGGCACCGCGUCGUGCUGCCGGUGCGGCGGGCGUGGCUCGGCGUCGCGUCCCGCUUCGGGGUUCGCCAAACCGGGCUGUGGAGGCUGCGGCAGGAGGUGAGCACGUGCGAGUACGAGGACGUGCACGUGAUGUGGGAGAUGCUGAGCCGCACCACGGCGCCGGCGCCCGCGCCCACUAGGCGGCAGCACAGUCGGUUCCGGCCGCAGCCGCAGCCGCGGCCGUGGGGCGACAGGUUCCGCCUCUGCCGAGGCUUCUAGUAGACCAAGGCCGCCGCCGCCGCCGCCGCCGCCGCCGCCGCCGCCGCCGCCGCGCGUGUCAGCUCCGCUGCUGUUGCUGCGGGAUAGAUAUAGCGCUUCCACUUAAUUUCUUCUGUCUUUUUCGGUUUCUUCUUCUUCUCUGGUUCCCGCUGCUUGUAUUGUAUUGUAUCUAGUAUGUAUCGUCGUCCAUCCCUCCGGCGGGCUCUGAGAUGUACCUCCAUUCCUCCUCGUGUACCCGUCUCGAUGCAGAUGAUACCGGGGCAUGUGAAUGAACAGAGCUGGUUCCG